Molecule: messenger RNA, 786 nt
Organism: Neltuma alba
Lineage: Eukaryota; Viridiplantae; Streptophyta; Magnoliopsida; Fabales; Fabaceae
Exons: 3
Coding region: 1-786 (261 amino acids)
Molecular function (GO): protein binding
Source: RefSeq, a predicted model, not a curated record
AUGUCGACAUUGGGAGGUGACUUGGAACAAAACGCGCUGAUCGACUUGGACCCUCUCGUGGGGUGCACCGUCCGUCACCUGGUGGCUCUUCGGCAAGGCCACACGAGGACUCAGGUGAAUGAGUACAAAAACUCUUCUUUUUUCUGUGUCAUUUGGACCAAUAGACGUGAGGAAAGGGCAUGGAAGGAGGAUUUGUGCCAUGCCAUAUGCGGUAACAAGUGGAGUGAUGCGAAAGCAAUUCUCGAUCAAAACCCUAAUGCUUUGACUUCAGUAGUUUCUCAUAAUGGCAGAACAACACUUCAUGUGGCUGCAAUGAUUGGGCAUGUGACCAUAGCGGAGGAGUUGCUCAAAUUACUGCCUCCACAAUUCCUUCUAACUCUUGAUUCUGACGGGAAUACAGCACUUGUAAUGGCUAGUUGGUUCAGUGGAAAUACUGAAGUAGCAAAAUGCCUCGUAAGCAAGAACAGCCGCGUGCUUGAAAUUCCAGACAUGGUUGGUGAUCUUCCUGUUAUAGUGGCUUUUGCAAAGGGUUACCAAGAAAUGGGACGUUAUCUUUAUUUCGUCACUCCAAUGGAAUGCCUCACAGGCCGUUGGGGUUCUAGGCUGCUUCUUCAUUGUUUACAUGCACAAUGCUUUGAUAUUGCGCUGAAUUUGCUUCAACAAUGUGAAGAAUUGCUUUUAGUGCCCUUUAACAAUUUAGGGACGACGCCUAUUCGUGUGAUCGCAACCUUGAACACUGCUAUUCGUAGCCCAGGGGAACUUAUCUUUUGGAAACGAUGGAUAUAA